This is a messenger RNA of Cylindrotheca closterium, 372 nucleotides long. NCBI's taxonomy places the organism in Eukaryota, Bacillariophyta, Bacillariophyceae, Bacillariales, Bacillariaceae. The record is from the annotation of a GenBank genome assembly.
AUGGCUGAUUCUACACCUGCACUAACCAUCAAGGAAUGCCUCGCCCGCUUUGACCACCUCCCACAAGUGGGAAAUCCAUCAACAUACAAAGAGGUCAACACAUUGGAUAUUGCAAAUCGACGCAACACAGCCAAAUUCCCCUCACCAAACGGAGGAGGCCAACUGUGUCAUGUGGGCCUGACAAUGACUGCACCAGACGAUGCCCUCAUUUCCCCCUCCGACGCAUGGGUCAAUCCGUCAAAUUUUGAAGAUAGGCAUCUCAUUGUUACUGGGGAUGUGCUGAAGGCUGACAUGCUAAUCAGUUUCUUCAAACAAGUUGAUGAGAUGUCGAGACGAGAAUGGACAGAGAACAUAAUCCAAGGAAAAGAUUAG